Molecule: messenger RNA, 2950 nt
Organism: Hevea brasiliensis (rubber tree)
Lineage: Eukaryota; Viridiplantae; Streptophyta; Magnoliopsida; Malpighiales; Euphorbiaceae
Product: beta-glucosidase 12
Exons: 15
Coding region: 1244-2845 (533 amino acids)
Biological process (GO): carbohydrate metabolic process
Molecular function (GO): beta-glucosidase activity
Source: RefSeq, a predicted model, not a curated record
AACUAUUGACUUGGAGAUUAUUUGCCAUUGGUACCAAUUAACUAUAGUUGCUACCUUUAUGCUGUUAUUUCUCAUGUUUGAUGCUAAGUAGAAUCUAAGUAUGUCAAAGCUGUUCAUUUGAAGAGUUAUAAAGGUGAUUAAUUCAAAUAUAUGCUAAUAUUUUCGGGAAGAAAUUUAUAUCUUGGACAAUUGAGUGGCGAUUUCACACCACAAAUGUUAUUUUACUUGACCAUGUACUGUCUCUUGAUGGUAUUUUUAUCCUGUUUGGAACAAUCUCUUGGUAUUUAUAAUGAACGUAGCUAAUAUGCAAAAAGGACUGAGGUGUAAUUGUUACUGCAGAGUUCAUGAAGAUACAUACCUUUGCUCUGUAAUUGAGAAAUAUCUAAAACCUGGACCAUGGAACCAUCAAUUAAGCCAAUUCUGUGAGGAGCAUCUGGACUCUCAAGUUUUUUAUCCUUAAAUAUCCAAAGGGACCCAAGUCACCUUUUUGCGAGUUGGACAUCAAGGCUCCAUUAAGGCAACAAUUAGCCAACGUAGUUAUUUUGGAAUAUUCUGUUAUUCAUGUUUUUCUCCCUUCACACAGUUACAAUUUUGAAGUUGUGAAAGGUGCGGAUCCUGUCGCUCAUAGGCCAGAAUCUAAUAAUUAUGUUCACAAAGAUUACCCAAGCCCAAAAGUUGUUGCCUUCGGGGAGGCAGAAGUAGAAGAAAAUAAUAGCUCUUAAAAUCCUUAGGUUUAUGAUUUUAUGAAGAAUGUAAUUUUAAGUCCACUAUGUGAAAGCCCUCAUCGUAACGUUUCUGAGAAAUCAUUAGAUGGGCAGUCUGAUGACUUUUCAUUGGUGAGAGAGGCAGCAGACAAUAAUUCACAUUACAACUCCCAGAUCAUGGAACCUGGAAAUUUUGAAGAUAUGGACUUGAUUUUGAUCAAGGGUUGAUAGAUGCAUACUCAGAUCUGAUUGGAAAAGUCAAUCCUGAUGACUUUCUUGAUUUGGAAGGUGAAUUUCCCAAGGGAGAGAAGUUUGGAGAAAGGAUAGAGUUUUCUAAUUCUAGGGGAAUUUCAUUAUUGCAGGAGAAAUUAAAAGAGGGUGAAAUUGUGGAGUAAUUGAUGUGCUGGACUUUGAUGGGUGGACUUCAAAGGAGCUGCUCCUGGAAAUUAUUUUUGCCAUUGCAGUCUGACUCUUCACAGAUUCAGUUUUUCAGUGCCCUUGACUCUAGUAGUGGCUAUGAACCAUAGUCCUUUGACUUUAUGGAAAACACUUUUCUUAAGCAACAGAAAAGAAAGCUUGACGCUGAAAAGCUACUAACCAUGAAAGUUAAAGGAUUUCUUUCCCUAUUCCUCAUUAUUCUAAUGGUCUCAGCGGUUCACAGUGAAGAGGAUUUGGGUCCUGUUUACCGGAGUAGUUUUCCGGCAGGUUUUAUAUUUGGGACUGCAUCAUCUGCUUACCAGUAUGAAGGUGCAGCAAAUGAAGAUGGCAGAGGACCAAGCAUAUGGGAUACCUUCACUCAAAAAUACCCGGAUAAGAUAAAGGAUCGCAGUAAUGGAAACAUUGCCAUUGAUUCAUACCAUAGAUACAAGGAUGAUGUGGGUAUAAUGAAGAGCUUAGGUUUUGAUGCUUACAGAUUUUCCAUUUCAUGGUCUAGACUGUUACCUCGUGGCCAUCUCAGCGGAGGAGUAAAUCCAAAAGCCAUUAAUUACUACAGCAGGCUCAUCAAUGAACUCUUAGCGAAUGGAAUCCAACCUUUUGUGACUUUAUUCCACUGGGACCUUCCUCAAGUUCUUGAAGAUGAAUAUGGUGGUCUUUUAAGCUCCAAAAUUGUGGAUGAUUUUCGUGAUUAUGCUGAGUUGUGCUUUAGCAACUUUGGUGAUAGAGUAAAGCACUGGAUCACUUUGAAUGAGCCAUUAACUGUUGUUGUUGAUGGGUAUGCGACUGGUAUAAAGGCACCUGGGAGAUGUUCAGAAUGGCUCCCUUUCAACUGCACUGGUGGUGAUUCAAGUACUGAGCCAUAUAUAGCAGCACACAAUCAACUUCUUGCUCAUGCAGCUGCAGUUAAAGUUUACAGGGACAAGUACCAGAUGUCUCAAAGGGGUCAAAUUGGAAUUACAAUAAACUGUGCUUGGGUUUUACCCAUGGCUGAUUCAAGUAUAGACUUUAGUGCAGCAGCUCGAGCCAUUUCUUUCCAAUAUGAUUGGUUUAUGGAACCAUUAAAUUCUGGUUCGUAUCCAGCUGAUAUGGUUGCUUAUGUGGGAAAACGAUUACCUCAGUUUUCUGAGGAGGAAUCCUUAAUGGUUAAAGGUUCAUUUGAUUUCAUAGGGCUAAACUAUUAUACAGCAAAAUAUGCAGCUGAUGUUCCUUGCCAAACUGAAAACUUGAGCUACACCACCGAUUUUUGUGCUCUGUGUGCACCUGAUCGAAAUGGGAUUCCCAUUGGUCCAAAGUCAGGAUCAGAUUGGCUUUAUGUUUAUCCAAGAGGAAUUCAAGAUGUUUUGCUCUACACCAAGAACAAGUUUAAUGAUCCAGUCAUCUAUAUAACUGAGAAUGGAGUUAGUGAUAUUGAUACUGAUACGGUAGGGCUUGAGGAUAACUCAAGAGUAGAUUACUUCAAUGAUCAUCUCUCAUUCAUCCAGAAAGCAAUCAUGAAAGGUGUGAAGGUAAAGGGAUACUUUGGAUGGUCACUUCUAGACAAUUUCGAAUGGGAUGAUGGUUAUGAAGUUCGUUUUGGAAUGGUCUAUGUAGACUACAAGGAUGGAUUGAAAAGGUAUCUGAAAAAAUCAGCCAUGUGGUUCAAGGAAUUUCUUCAUUCUGGGAACCACACCCAAUUCAAGAGAAGAGAUGUAGCAGUAUCUUAGAUUGAAUUAGAAAGAGCAAAUUAAGAGAUUUUCCUUAUAUGUAUAUAUAUAUAUAGUUUCGAAGUUUACUUACAGGAAAUAAAAUAUAAGAAAGUAUAAACUGCA